Messenger RNA from Owenia fusiformis, 9960 nucleotides. The record is from the annotation of a GenBank genome assembly. NCBI's taxonomy places the organism in Eukaryota, Metazoa, Annelida, Polychaeta, Sabellida, Oweniidae.
CCGGGAAAUCCAAGUUUAGAAGUUCGCAGAAGUAGUUCAUUCUUUAGAUAUUUACUGUAAUUUGAGCAAUAAAAUGUAACUUAACGUGAUCAUCUCAUACCCACAGACAUCAAGCUAAGUAUGCCGCGAGGUAAAAAGAAAAAGAAAGGAGCGUCUGCUGAGGAAUGUAUCAGUAAGGGAGAUGACACCAAUCAAAAUGCCUCCAAAUCCCAACUUGAACAAAUUAAAGACCUUUAUGUUGCUCCAACUACAAACAGGGAUAAAACCAUAACUCCAGAUCAGAUUAUGAAAGUAGCAACAGAGAAUCCAAGAACUCCACAGAUGCAAAUGACCAUUGGGCAUUCUGAAAAGAAUGAAAGGCCGACCACACCUUUAAUGAAUCAUCCUUUGCCAAAUGUUGCCACCAGGAUAAAGCAAGCUUCAGCUGGUGCAGGUGAAAAUAAAAAUCAUGGAGAGUGCGCACCUGAAUUACUUGAUCAGUCACCGACUCAAGUUAAAAAGGAAUUAUUGUCAGGGGUUCAUGAAGAAUUGUCACCACAAAUAAAUGCAGACCUACAAUCAGAUGUACAGGUAUAUCAUACAGAAUUGCCAACACAAGGUAUUACAGAAUCACCACACCAAAUAUGUACAGAAUUGCCACCCCAAUGUAAAGAAGACUUGGCACAAGUACAGACAGAUUCACCAACCGAAGUACAUACAAAAUUGGCAGCCAAAAGUGCUUCAGAGUCACCACAUAAAAGACAUGAAGAAUUGCCACCCCAAAUGCCAAUUGAUAUGAUAUCACAAUACAAUCUGCUUAAUGUCAACUAUGAACAAAAUAAACUGAGUUACAUGAAUCAGUUUCAGAUGCUCACAAGCAAGCUCAAUGGAGCAACAACUGUAGAAAAACCAAGCAUAGAACUGGCAUUGAGUUUACUAAAUCAAAAGUUUACGCCCGUGUUUCAACAUCUCCAACAACAAAUUGAGAUUCUUAAGCCCUAUGUUUUUGGCCACUAUAUGGGAGUACCAUUUGUUCCAGCAAUGGGGGUUGUAAAUCCCAUGCAAGUCCAAAUAGCCCAACCCAUGCCCCAUAUUCUCUCAACCAAUGUAAAUCAAGGGAUGGGUAAAAUAGAGCCUAAAAAUUGGGAAGAAACUCAAAGCACUGGUGAAAAUAAAGGUGAACAAAUGAAAGAGAAAGGCAUUCCUGAUGAUGCAAUUGGUAAGAUGCAGUCAUUUGGAGAGAUCAAUGAAUACCCAGACAUUGACAUCAAUGUGGUCACUGACACUAAAUCCCUGCAUGCUGAUAUUAACACUAACUCUAACCAUAACAAACCUGAAGAUGAUCUAUGUGAUGUAUCAUCAACCCAUGAUGACAAUGUUAAUGCAAAUGUUUCAAAUGCUUCAGAUGUAGCUGUUCACAAUCAGCAACAGUCACAAAGAAAGAAGAGCCAACCACAAGUAUGGACCAACCAAGGCGGUGCUAGAGCUAAAAGCAACCCAGGUAAAGGAAAAAUUGAACCAGCUGGGAUGGCAAGGGUUAAUACAGGAAAUGACUUCCCUAGUUUGGGGGAGGCAAAAGUGGUUCAGAGUGAGAAGAAGGCGACUAAUGAAGUGAAAACAAGAACACCCACUGGAAAGAAAACCUUCAAGAAGUAUGAUGUCGAUGUUGUGUUUAAUACUGAAUCAACCAAUAUGUCUAAUGCUGCACAGCAGCACCAAUCAACAUCCAAUGUUAACAGGUCCAGAAAUCAACACUAUGGAUAUCAACAGAGUCAGGGAAGUUUAUUAGGUGAUCCAAGACAUCACCAAGGAUCGAACAAACAAUCACAUAGUCAGUCACAACAGGCUAACAUACAGCAUAUAUCUACUAAUAAGCUUGAUGCAAUUGGUAUGAAAUACAUUGAAGCUACUGCUGAAUUAGACAAAGUUGUGUCGAUUGAAGGAGUCACUGAAUAUAUCUGUGCAUCUUACCAAGUGGAAGAUAUUUCACAGUUGGGAGUACGAAGACUAAAGGACAUCAGAUGUAUCAGUGAUCUUGCUUGGAAACAAUCCAAAUUCAAAUUGUUCUGUGUGGCAUAUGAAUUGUAUCAAAGCAUUGGUACACUAUAUGAUUUAGAACAAGGGCUGAUCAAUAUUUUUAAUAGAGACUUUGAAAAGGAAAAGAAACCACAGAUAACUAGUUUUGAUGAUCUUCAGCUUGGACCCCUUGUCAAACAAGGUGUAAUUUACAAGCUGUUCUCGUACCCUCCAGAUGAGACUGAGUUUCCUUGUAUUGAGAUUAAAGAUAUACUUCAGCAUCUGAAAGCGUAUAUGAGUGAAAAUGAUCUGUGGAGAAGCAAAGUAAAACUGAUGGACUUCAUGGAGUACCUGAAGGAUGAAUAUAACGUAGAUGACCCAUGGGAACUAGGGGUGCGGAUAGGCAGCUUGGGACUUGGCAUUGCAGUUGUCAAAGCUGUCCAGUCAUGUCAGAAAAGGGUUAUGACCAAAGCAAAGGAGGACUUGAUAGCUGAGAUGGAGGUCGAGGCUGAGACUAAAAUAAAUAAAAUCAGAAAUCACUUCAAGACCAGCCUCAAAGAUCAAGAUACCUCAACCCUGAGUGUUUCCAUUGCAACUAGACAACGAUAUUCAAACAUGGAGGCUAUAGAUGUAGUCAUUGAUUUAUUUGGAAUCAUAGAAGAGCUGUUCACAGAGUCGUCUAUAAAGAGAACAUUCAAGAAGUUCAUACAAUCAAUCACAGACACUCCAUUAGCUAGGAAGAUGUUUCAAUUGGCUCUCUGUGUUGGUACACAUGAAGUUCCCAGUGAUCUUGUGAAGACUGAUGCACAUGCUACUCCUGUAGAACAGUCAACUGACACACAUGUUGAAAUUCCCAAACCAUCCAAAGAAAUGGUUAUUGCAAGUUUGAGAAGAAAGCUUGAAAAAAGUAGUGGAAAUAUAACCAUGGAAACACUGUCGCAUGUGGAAACAUCUAUAACAAAAGAGUUCAAGUUCCAAAAGUUUACUGAACUUGGACUUGGGACAUUUCUUCAGUUUCUGCAUCAUCAGAAACAGAUGGUUCAAGAUAUGGGGAUUCCUCAGAUUAUAGUUGGUGACCAUAGCAGUGUUGUAAUGGCAACUGUUUCCAAGCAGCAAGUGUUGGAAAUAAUAAAUCAAUGUGGUUUCACAAAUUCUGGUCCUGAGGCACUUGCCCAGCUAAAGAAUGUUCUAUGCAGUCAAUAUAGAGUAAAGGAUGUGUCAGAACUUGGAGUUGGCUCUUUGCAACGUUUAUUAGACCAGUCCCAAAAUGAUGCUCACAAGUUGUCCAAUCAUGCGAUAUAUUACAGUUCAUCAUAUUCACAUUUGGCAAGAGAAAAUAAACAUGAAGCCGGUAAUGUUGGGCUUCUUGGUCAUAAAACCAAGGAACAAGCCCUGCUAUGCCUGAUGAGGUGCCCUCUAAUGGCUGAUCUUGCUACCUGGUCACAGUGGGACUUAGUGUUUCAACCACAGUUUGGAGAUCUAAAGUCCUUUCUCCAAAGGAACAGCAUUGCAGCGGGCAUGAUAAGCCAAGAAAAGGCUAUUCCAAACUGUACCAAUGAUCUGUAUGCCCUGGAGGAUGAACAAGGGUUACUGUAUCACAUAACACAGGAUACCAGCAGGGACCAGUUCUCCAAAAGUAUGGAAAAGAACAGUAUCAAUGAAACUAUUGGGCGCCUUGUUUCAAUCAUUGUAAGAGAAGGUGGCACAGCCAAGGCAUCAUUGGCAUUACUGGCAAGUGAUGUGAAAGGUCACCUGAUGACAUUGCCAACUGGAGGCAAUUCAGCUUUCACUUGUCAGAGCUUUGUACUGCAAUGCAUAAUCAAGUUACCACUUGUCAUAGCAAAAGACAUCACCAGGAAGGUCUUCCUUGAACCAUUAGCCUCAAUUCUUGGGAAAUCCAACUGUGAAAGCCAACUCCUCCAGAGCUGCAGUUCACUUGAAGAAACAUUGAAGUUACAAAAGCUUGGCCUCCUUCUGGGCAUAAAUGAGUGGACAAGACAGUUUGAUGAAAAGACACAGGUUCCACGCCUAAUGGAUGAUUUCAUUAGUCUAGAGGAUGUUAUUGGUGACAAUAAUCCCGAGGAAGACAAUGAGAGUGAUGAUGAUGAUGAUGAUAUAAGUGAUGAGUUAGAUGAGGAUGUUGGGUUCAGUAUUAAAACAAUAGAUGAAUCCAUAGAGGAAAAUGACUCCAACACUGCAAAUGAGGAAGCUACACCAGAUGUGACAGAGGCAACAGAAGCAAAAGAUCCAGCAAAUGAUGCACAUGAAACAGAUCAAGAGAAUAUAGAUAAAGAAGAAGAUAUAGGAAAGAUUGGGACAGUGAAAGAACUAGAAGAAAAUGGCAAGGAAGAGAGACCUUUGACAGAAGAGGAGUUGGCUCUACACGUUGUGAAUGAAAUCAGACAAACAAAGUUUGGAAUAGGUCUUGAACUGAAUGAAGAUGGCAAAAAGAUCACUCAGGGUCUAAAGGAACUAUUGGGCAGAAGCCUGGAGAAACUAUCAAAGGAAUUGUACAAUAAAGAUACACAUUUUGUCCUGGAACUGAUUCAGAAUGCUGAUGAUAAUUCCUACCCAGAGAAGUGGACAGCAAAAUCCAAACAACAACCUGCUUUGAUAUUUAUCAUAGACACUGAUCGUAUAACACUUGUGAACAAUGAGUGUGGCUUCAAAGAGGGAAACAUUAGGGCAAUUUGUGAUGUUGGCAGGUCAACAAAGGGAGAUAAACAUACCAAAGGAUAUAUAGGUCAGAAAGGAAUAGGAUUCAAGUCUGUUUUUAAGGUAUCAGACACCCCAGAGAUACACUCCCGUGGUUACCAUAUUAAGUUUGAUGCAACUGAUGACUGCACAGGAUAUAUCCUUCCUCAUUGGCUAACUGAAGAAAAUAGAACGACUCUUGAUCUUCAGAUUAAAGGAGUUGAUCUCAACAGUGAAAGGUGGACAACACGGAUAGUUUUACCACUAAAAACCCAAGAUGCUGCAACAAGGAUGUCUUUAACAUCAGGAUUCCAUGAUAUUCACCCUUCUCUUCUCCUGUUCCUUCACAGAUUGAAGAGUAUAUCUGUGAUCAAUCAGGUGACUAACAGUAAAGAGGUGAUGUACAGAUCUGACAUUGGUGAUGAUGUCAUUGAGAUCCAACAUGGUCGAUCGACUGACCGAUGGCUGAUAGUUAGGAAGACUUUGACUGUUCCCGAAAAGUUGAAUCUCCCAAAUAUUGCUGCAACAGAGAUCGCAAUGGCAUUUCCCCUUGCACAGGACAAGACGCAAGCACAUAUACAGCUGGAAAAACAAAGUGUGUUUGCUUUCCUUCCCCUCCGAAACUUUGGAUUCAAUUUCAUAAUACAAGGUGACUUUGAGAUUCCAUCCAGCAGACAGGAUGUGAUUGAGAGCAGUUCUCGUAAUCAGUGGCUGAGAGAGGAACUCCCGCAGCUGUUCAUAGACAGCUUACAAAACUUUAAGGCUCACUGUGGAGAUGAUGUUAUUGCUAUGCAAUCAUUUUUACGAUUUGUGCCUCUGGAAGCAGAGAUCCAGGGAUUUUUCCAACCAGUAGCAACUUCUAUUAUUCGUCUUCUUGCUGCUAAAGAAUGCAUGUUGGUGCAGGGAGAUAAACAAGGGGAAGCCAUAUGGAAGAAACCCUCUGAGGCAGUUUUAUGUCAUGAUAAACUGAUCCAUGAAGUGAUAACACCAGCCCUGCUAGAGCAGCACCUCAACCUACACUACAUACACAGGGAUAUCUCAGAUAAUUCUGGCCUCAAUACCAUGUUGCUCCAGUCACUAGGGGUGCAGACUCUGAGGCGAGACCAUGUGGUAGAUGUCUUCAAGUCUGUGGCUACUCAAUGGCAGAAUGGUCAACAAGAGGUGGAUGUGAAGCAGCUAGCCCAGUGGUUGUCCUGUCUUUAUCGUCAUGUUGACAUUGAAGAUCCUGAGUCUCACCAUCUUUUGAAGCAUAUCUCAAGCUAUCCCAUAAUCCCUCUCUUUAGUGGCAGAUGUGUGGCAUUGGACUCCACUGCUGUAUUCUUCCCAUUGGAAAAGAAAGGUUCCAAGAAGUCUGGAAAGGCUUACAAAACCUUGGAGAAAGACCUGGAUAUUCUAGACUCCAGCUUGAUUACUUCAUUGGAUGAUGUCUCAAAUUCUCAGGUGAAGUCCCAGUUAGAGAGAUUGGGUGCAAAACAUAUCACUGCAAGUGAUGUCAUAGAACAACAUAUUAUACCAGCCCUUGAGUCAACUUCUUGGCUGGCCAAGGGGGAAGAGACUCUAGUUGCGUAUGUCGUAUAUGUAAAGCAGCAGUGGGUAGAAAACAAUAGUUGUUGUGACAUGGAGAGAUUUUCAAAGUGUGUCAAGCUGCUCACCAACAAGAACUUCUGUAAUCCUGCAACUGAGGGAGUACAUUUCAGCAAACAUUAUAUUCCAGAUGUGGAUCUUACAACAGACUUCCCAGGCUACAAGUGGACCAUAGUGUCCAAGUCAUACCUUGAUGCAGUAAAGACAGAGAUCAGGGCAGUGUAUGAGGCUGAGAAGAGGGACUGGUGUCAGUUCCUGGAGAGACUUGGUGUGAAAAGAUUCCUCAAUGUGACAACCACCCAAGUGAAGCUCACCUGGGAUGAACUGGUGGAGUCCAAAUGGAAAAGUAUGUCUGAGCUGGUUCCAAGACAAGAUGAGAUCUCCAUAAAGGAUUAUGAAUGUGAGGAGUUUGAAACAUUGGUAAAAAACUCUACAAAUGACUAUCGUCCAAUGAUGAAGCUUUUCGCUACAUUCCAUCAGGUCUGGGGGCUGUAUGAUCGUUACAAAAUGGCUCUUAUCCUAGACUCAGAUGGCAUCACGUUGAAAUCAUUCCAGUCAACAUUCUAUCAGAACCUGCGUCAAUUGCCUUGGAUAACAGCGUGUCACUCUACUGAGCGCAAUGAGAUCCCUCAAUUGUUACCUGCCAGUCAAGUGUACAUUAGAAGCAAUAAACUAGAGACAUUACUUUCCCACCAUGUGCCAUAUCUGGUUACGCCUCUUGAUAUGGCUGAAAUUGAAAAAAGUCAAUUUGUCAAAGAUUUGGAUUUGAUUACCAUUGUAAAUAUGGAGUCGCAGCUGAAAUCUUGGGCUAAGGUUGACAUCAAAGAUGCAAAAUCAAGGGAGUUUUUCACAUCAAUGCACCAUAUAUGUACAGUAUACAAACACCUGGAGAGGCACUUCCCAGAGCAGGAAUUUAACUCAUUUAUGCAAAAAUAUCCAGUGAUCUUUGUGCCAUCUGUCCCAAUGCCAAGCAUGUCAAGCUAUACACGUCCAGAGUGCACUGUUCUGAAAGGAGAGUUUUACAUGCUGAAGGAUCUAUGUUGGGCAGAAGAUACAGGGCUUUUUGAGAAAUAUUCACCAUCUUUCUCAAGUCCUGAUGUCGAAGAAUACAGGCGAAAAUUAGUGUCACAAUUUUAUGAAUAUUUAGGCUAUGAGUUCAAACAGUUGUUUCUAACCAGACUGAAUAUGUUCAACACCCCUACAAUCUUAGAAUACAGUAUUCUGUUGGAAAACCUAUGUGAAAGCAACUGUGUCAAUGACAAAGGCAUUCUAGAUGAUGUCUUCACAUUAUAUGCAAGCUUGGCUAGGAAGUGCCAAAGAGUGAACAAGAUACAUGUACAUGAAAGAAAGAGUGGAGAUGGUCUCAACCAACAGAAUGUCAACCAAGUUAUGAAUGUACUUAAGGACAAACAGAUCUUCCCCACAGUUGGUCUGAAGUGGGUGAGUAUCGAUGAGCACCCUCUUAUACAAGACAAUCCAGACAUGGUUCAACUCUUCCAGAAACAUCAUCCUGGCAAAGUCAACUUCAUACAUCCUCUCCCAGAGGAUAAUGAGGAUGCACAAGGCUUUCUCAAGAUGUUCAAAGUGAAGCAGUUCAGUGAGUGUCUUCAAACUGAGGUGGUCCCUGAGAGCAUUAUGGUCUCACCUGUUGCCCAAUCCCACAUCAGCCGGGUCGUUCCGUUCCUUCAAAGAAUGAUGAUGUCACAAAAGAUUUUCUCAGGGGUCUACAAAAAUCUAUGUGAUCAAAAAAUACAUCUCCGACUUAGUCUCAUGAAGUUCUUCCAGGCAGCUAAACUGGAGGUUGUAUACAGAGUACAGUGUGGGGCAGAAGAGCUGAGUGUACCUGUCAGUGAAAACUGCUCUGUAAAGCAAGAUGAAGGCCCAAUUGAGUUCUACAUUCACAAGGAUCACAUUGAAUCUCACUUGGAAAUCUGUGGAGGACUUAUGAAAAUCCUUCUGCCUAAAUCGGAUCCAAAUCGCGAUAAAAUGGUGAGGGAAUAUACAUCAUUUUGUCGAGCGUUAAAGCAGCCAUUGUGUCAGCAGCAUGUGUCAGAGGAAGAGUUUGUGAAGGAAUGGGAUCUAGUUGAAGUUCCUGAGAGUGAGAAAAAGUGGCAUGUAGAGGCCCCUAGAGCCCCAACUCCACCCCCACCUACCCCUGAACCAGUGGAAGAGGAGCCUGCAGAGGCCAGACAUGCCAAUAAGAAGAAGGGGGUAGAUUCCCUCAUGAGUUGGCCUCCACCCAGGCCAAAUCCCAAUGUGCCUCGAGCUUUAGACAAUUCAGAUUCCCAGGAGAAAUCUGUAUAUGAGCUGUACCCCAAACCAGCCCCACCAGAGGGUGUACAUGGAGAUGGCAGGCCUGGUGGCAAGCGUGUUGAAGGAGGUGCCACAAGUCCAAUGUCCUCUAUAAGUGGAGCUGGGUUGUAUGCUGGACCUCCUUUUGACAGGUCUGCGUCCCAUCAUUCUGAAAGUGGCCACCAUUAUUCUGGUGAACAGAGUCCUAGUCAGUAUAGUGGUUCACAGAAUUCUGGUCUGGUUGGAAGGCCUGCUCCAGAGGAGGCUAUGUCCCAUCAAGGAGAUGCACCUCCUGUGUCUAACCAAACAAUGAGGUUACACGCUGAAGGUGAACACAGUCAGCAUAUAAAUGAAAGUAGGAAUUCCAAAGCUCAUGAUCAAUCAGAAAUUCCCAGAGAGGAUUCCUCACAAAGUGCCAAUUUCUCAAACAAUCAAGGUCAAAUGUCAAGGAGAACUGAAGGGCCAUCUAUUGUCGACAAUCCAUUACCAGCAAUGGGACCAUCUAUAGUUGAAAGUAAUAUUCCACCUAGAUUUAACCCUGACUUGCCUGCUCAACCAAUGAGAUCCCGUUCCCCAAGCCCUGUGAAGCGUUACCACGGUGAAGUGGGACCUGUCAUUAUGGACGAGACACUGCUGGCUGAUCACACCAACAUUAGUGAUAUAGAAAUUGAGGAAAUCCCAACUGAAAUCCGUGAUCUUGAUCUCCAAGGAUGUGUUGACAUUGCAGGGCCUCAGUCAGAUGAUUUUGGACGCUGGGGCGAGUCUUGGGUCCAUGAAUAUUUACAGUUUAAACAUCGGGAAGAAAUCAAACAGGGAAAAGUGCAAAUAAAAUGGAUGAACAUUGACUCUGUUACCACCACUCCAUUUGAUAUUUUGCUUAAGAGAAUGGAUGAAAAUGGAAUUGUUUCACAUGUUUUUAUCGAGGUGAAGAGCACAAUCCAUGGUAAUAGAGCCAACUUCCCUGUUUCAGUGCUAGAGUUGCAAUGUGCAAUGGGUGUCAAGGACGGAGACCAGUACUGCAUAUACCGUGUGUAUAAUGCAGGAGAUAAAACUAAAGUGCAAUUAAAGAUUGUUCAAAAUCCGAAAGAACUGUUGCAGUCAAAGUCUAUCAGUCUUUUCAUGUGCAUAUAGCUACAUGUACAUACAUAUUUAGAUACAUGUAUAUCCAUUUAGAAAUCUGCCAUAUAGGCAAUAUAUCAUGACCAUUCCUUUUUAUUAUUCAUACAUAUAUUAUGUAUAUAAUAUUAUCCUAGAUCACUUAAAUUGAGGUAUAAGAUAUAAGGCCAAUUGUUUUUGACUUUAAUGUCAACACCUCAAGUGGUUACAUAUUGUUAAAAUUUCCAACAUUUUAUGGAUGGUGUUCUUCGUUUGGAGUUCAGCAUCUGUAACAAUUGG